GUCGAGGAUAGCGUCGCGGUCUCGACUGAUAUUUGGGCUAGGGACCUACGGGCCUUGUUUGAGCAUGCCAAAGAUCGAUUCGGUGAUGUGUCUUGGGAAAGUGAGGAUGGUGGGGAGAGGAUAUGGGGACAUAAAGCUGUGAUAUACGCCCGGGCCCCUAAAGCUUUCAAAGAACAAUACUUUAUAACCCGAUCUCUCACUCGUUCACCUUCUCCCGCCAAUGGUUAUUUUCUUCCUCCACUUUUCCCUUCCUCUAGACCGUCUUCACCUCCUUCCUCCUUCCGUCGCCCGAGCACAAUAGCCGCCACACAAUCUUCCCUUUCCGUCGCAUCACACGCCUCUGACAACACCCUUCGCGCCCCUUCCACAGGUCCAGAUGGUAUACUCCGUCUCACACAUGGUGAUACCCCUGAAUUGUUCCAAGCUCAACUCGAAUGGAUCUACACAGGAGAAGGAUUUGGCAAUGUUGUCGAAUGGAUUUCCGCAGAAGAUGAAACUUCCAUCCCUGUACCUUCUACUUCAUCCCCUAACCCAGGUUUAGGUCUUGGUGGAUUAGCAGAAAGACGUGAGAAAAUGGGACAGGAUUUGACUUACAUGUGGAGAUCAAAGCUUUAUGCGGAUGUUAGAAUUCAUCUUUCACCAGAUCCUAUUUCAAUGUCGGACGGAUCAGAUUCUGAUUCUUCGGUCGACAGUUUAUCUUCAACUGCUAUUUUCACUUCUCAUCGAUUCAUCCUAGCAUCUCGAUCACCAUAUUUCGCUUCUGUACUCUUAAACCCUUCUUCCUUCCGACCUUCAACAGCAGACAUACAUCUACCAACUCCACCAUUUACACCCGCAGCGCUACACUUCUGUUUAGGAUAUAUGUAUGCGGGACAUUUAGAUUUCUCCAACAGGUCCUUUGAUCUCGGUACAGCGUUCCAGAUACACCGAGCGGCCGCCUAUCUACAACUCGACACGCUUAUAAAUGAAAUCGAAAGUCGGAUCGCAUGGGAUUUCUGUCAUGGUCUCGAUUGGGAGAAAUGUCAUUGUCGAAAAUGUGCCGCUCGAGUUGCCAGAGUUUGGCGAUUUGCUUCUGCUCCAGAGGUCGCUGCCAUCCGUCUCGCUUCAAGGACUAGGGCGUAUUUGAUCCGAGGGUGGGGAGAAACAUGGGGCAGAGAAGUGGGUUUAUUGGACAAAUCCGAUAGGGAAGCUCUUGUCAGAGAUGUGACUCGGACCAUCAGUCCUUCGAACGUCGUUUCUGCUUUCAAAGCUCUUUUGUCCAUUCGACAUCGAAUCGAAUCCGGGAUUCGAAUGAGGGGUCGGGAAGCUUCCGCGUGGGUAGACCCUCUCGAGACAAUGAUAGAUCAAGUGGAGACACAUGUUCGGAACGUCUUGAUCAAUCAAUUUUCUGUUGUAGCAGAAGGGGACGAAUUGUGGGAUCUCGUUUCUGGCAAAGAUUUCUCGACCGAUUUGCUAGAAUUGAUCAUGCGGGAGAUCGUCGCUGGAGUGGGGACAUCACAAGGGUGCGUAGAGGGUCCAAGAGUGUAUCAAGCUCUUGUUAGCAGUAUCCUUCUGAAAGUGGAUCCAGAUACCCUGGAGGCUGCGCUCUCACCAAGAUCAAGGAGUCGACAACAGGUCGAGAGUGCAAGAGAGGGUAUUUUGGCACAUGUGAGACGGAGAUGGAUGCAGGUUCGGGACGCGGGGGUUAUGACCACCGUUUCCACCCGGAGUAAAGCCCCUAUUCCUAGAAUAACGACACCGAAAAUCAACACGCCCAAGACUGAACCUGGUUCAAGUCGAAUACGAACUUCAUCCACAGCCACUACAGCUUCUACACGUAGUAGAAUUUCCACCCUCACUACUCGUGACACCAUCCCUCCCGUACCUACCAACCUAGUGAAACCUUCCCCUCCCGUUCCUAAACUAAAUCCAUCACGACUUGGUCCACCUUCCACCACAACCACCAGUAGAGCUUUCCCAUCCCGACCUUCACAUUCAUCUCAGCCUCCUACUACCAAAACCAAAAUCCGAUCUCCUUCCAGUUCCACAGACGAUGAUUUCGCUUCUGCUCCAAGCGCUCUCCCUAGUAUUCGUAUAACAGAAGGAACAACUCCAUUCUCCGGUCCUGGGAUAUCACUUCAUGUGGGAAUACCAUGUAUAGUAUCAUUGACCACCAAAAGAGCUCGUUUUAAAGCUCAAGUGAAAUAUAUAGGGACACUGGUAGGUCGUAAAGGUCCUUGGGUAGGUGUAGAAACGGAUGAUUUAACAAAAUAUGAAGUUUCAACUUUACCUUCUGGAGCAAUGGAUGGAAUACAUUAUUUUUCCCUUAGUUUACCC
This is a messenger RNA of Tremella mesenterica DSM 1558, 2316 nucleotides long. RefSeq lists its product as uncharacterized. The record is from RefSeq and is a predicted model, not a curated record. Lineage: Eukaryota; Fungi; Basidiomycota; Tremellomycetes; Tremellales; Tremellaceae. The annotation marks the transcript as partial. The transcript is spliced from 6 exons. Gene Ontology annotation, molecular function: protein binding.